AGAUUCAAAAAAGAGUCAAAAUGGCCGACAAACCGUUCAGCACAAAAGCGUCUAUUGUUCUCGCGCGAUUUCUAUUGCGUCAUACACCCGCACUCCGAAUUCACGUGAGACAAAGCGAAAAAACCAUACUGGGCCCAUAACCUGUAGAGAUUAUGCAUGGUUAUCACGUGAAUAAAAGAGAUAAACAGGUUAACUGGUAAAACUGGAAUUUAUUAUAAUGACAAUUGUAUAAAUAAAACAGCACGGACAGCGAGAGCGUGUAGCAUGGUGACUGGCUGGAUGUUACUUGGACUGGACAGUCCAAGUAACUAGAGAGUGGAAGAGAGAGAGCAGCAAUGCUCACUCAACGAAUGCGACGAUAACGCCACCACACACACACAGACAUAUACACUCAUAUAUGCUCGAACUCAAUCUAAUCUGACAACAAUCGAAGGAGAAGAGAGAGAGAAAGAGAUCAAAGCUCUUCAGAUUCCAGUGUUGAUGAUGAAAGAUGGAGGAAUAAUUAUGCACAAGUUGUAAACAUUUUGCAGAGGAUAAAUAAUAAUUCUGAUAGUGAUGACUCUAAUCUCAAUGAUGAUGACUCUCAUUCCAACUCAUCUCUAGGCUCUAAUGCAAUGUCUAUAGCAAUAUCAAAUGUUACAGAUAAUGAAUUACUUUCAAAUUUAAAUGAGGAUGAAAGCUUGUCAUCUGUCAUAUUGAAUAACAAUACAAGUUCUGAAUCUGCAAGUGACAUUAAUGAUGACGCAAGGAUAAAUAUACGUGAGCAACUUCUUCAUGAGCAGGAUGAUGAGUUAGCUAGCGAUGAAGAUUGUGCAGAAUACGAACCUAUUUUCCAGGUGAAUUUGAAUGUGAGAGAAAAUCCUUUGGAGGAGAUGCUAUACGAUGACGAUGCAAAUGAGGCUCUCAAUGUUCGCGUGAACAUUACUAAAGCAGAAAUAUUUUUGGGAGUCUUAAAAUUUUCCCUAGUCCAUAAGCUGUCACAAUCUGCAAUAGCAGAUUUAUUUAAAAUGUUGAACAUAUUUUUUAAUAACAAUAUUUUACCUCAAUCGCGAUAUUCAGUUAAUAAAGUAUUCAACUUUGAAAAUAAUAUAGAUUAUCAUGCCCUAUGUCCUAACUGUAAGGGUUAUGUUAGACAAUUUCAUCGGGAACAGGAUCCGAAUGCACGUUGUGAUCCUUGUAAUUUAGAAUUUUCUGUAACCGACCCUACGUAUAGAGACUUUUUCUGCAUAAUAAAUCCGGAAGAGGAAAUAAGGCAUUACGUUGAAGAGAAUUGGUUAUAUUAUCAGUCUGUAGUUGACGCACGUGCUGACAACGCGGCUCAUUUGAAUGAAUUCCACAAUGGUUUGUUAUACAAACGAUUAAGAAACUCUCUGCCCGAUGACCGGAAAAAUCAAUUUGUAACUGCGACAUUCAACUGUGAUAGUUCUCCUGUCUUUGAAAGCUCCAAUUUCUCCAUUACCUUUUAAAUUAAGAACCGCAAAACCGAUUGUAUGUGGUCUAUGGUUUGGACGAAACAAACCAAACAUGAACAUGUUUUUGGAACCAUUCGUUAAUAGAAUGAAUGUAUUUUCGGAUGAAGGUAUAACAUGUAACAUACGAGGCACACUUCAUACUAUUUAUGUAUAUAGCAUAUGUUCUUGUGAUGAUUCUGUAGCUCGUGCCCCCAUGCAAGGAAUUGUUCAAUUUAAUGGAUAUUUUGGGUGCAACUGGUGUUUACAUCCCGGUUAUUACAUAGCAGUAGGUCGAGGCGGCAGCGUUAAAUAUAUAUCAUUAGAUGAAGCAAUCGAAGACAGAAACCAUGCGGAUACUUUGCGAGAUGCUCGCCUGGCCGUAGAAUUUGGGCAAGCUAUCAAUGGCGUUGUUAAUGAAUCAGUUCUUACUCGCUUAACACAUUUUAAUAUCAUUUCUGGUUUUGUGCCCGAUCCUAUGCAUUUUAUGGAUUUGGGCAUAGGCAAGCAAUUCGCUAAAUAUUGGUUUGAUACUAGUAAUAUGCCUUAUUCAUUAACUAAUGCAGAAAUCGACCGCAUUGAUGCGGUGUUAAGAAAUAUAACUGUUCCUAGCAAACUUAUGAGAAACUCUCGUUCCAUAAAAGAUCGAAAAUAUUGGAAAGCAAAAGAAUUUCAAAAUUGGAUUUUGUAUUUCAGUAUGGUCGUGCUUUUAAUGAUUCCUCGAAUGAGAGUCUACGCGACACAUUGGUCUUAUUUUGUAAGAGCUUAUUACAUAUUACUUCGAGAUAAUAUAACUCGAGAACAAUUACGCGAAGCGCAUCGUUUAUUAACACUGUUUGUAGCUUUAACUGAAUUUUAUUACGGAAGAAGCUCAAUGACAUACAAUGUUCACCAGUUAUUACAUGCAGUUCAAUCCACUAUCAAUUGGGGGUCAUUAUAUUACCACUCUGGGUACGGGUUUGAGAACGGCAAUGGGGAAAUUGUGAAAAUGGUAAAUUCUGCAAAAGGUGUUCAAUAUCAAAUAUGUAGAAUGAUUGGUAUGAACAGAAGCGAUCGAAUCUUAACGAAAUUCAUAUUAGAAAACUAUCCUGAUUCACCAGUAAUUGACUAUGUUAAAUAUUUAGAAACAAAGGAAUGUACGAAAGUAUUGACAACAAAUGUUGGGAGAUAUUUUGGUGUAUUUUCUCGUCCUACGCCCGAGUGGACAAGAUUACUGAAUCUAUCAAAUGCAGCUAUUAUUUAUAAAAAAUUAAUUAAAUCGGGUUGUACAUUCUUAUCUUGUAAUACUGUACGGUUACGUACAAACAAUUCCUUUGCAAUAACGACUGAUAAUCAUUUCAUACAAAUUGUUUUUUAUAUCAUAGAUAGAAUAACCGAGCAAGAAUAUACUGUAUGUAAAAAUGUAGAUGUUGUAGAGAUUAUUGACGAUAAUGAAUUCGAUCAAUUCCAAAUAAAAAGAGUAGUAGCUAUUAGUGAAGAACUAACCGCUAUAAAUACUAAUAACAUAGAUAAAAUUUGCGUAUAUAUGAAUUGUCAUAAUGAAAGAUACUUAUGUCCAGUGCCAAAUAUGCACUCUUAUUGAAUAUUAUCUUCUGUUUUUUAAUGAUAUAUGAAAUAUGUAAAUAUACAUUGUAUGAAAUAUGUAAUUUUAAAUGUAUAA
This is a messenger RNA of Phymastichus coffea, 3108 nucleotides long. RefSeq lists its product as uncharacterized. Lineage: Eukaryota; Metazoa; Arthropoda; Insecta; Hymenoptera; Eulophidae. The record is from RefSeq and is a predicted model, not a curated record. The coding region runs from base 1525 to 3030 and encodes 501 amino acids. The transcript has 4 exons.